GAGGAGCCUCCUAUCGGCUACUAGUCAUACACGUCAAGCCUCGAUUCUGACGAGAGAUGACGCAUUUGAUACAUGGACGUUGUUGGAAUGACAAUAGCACAACAGAAUUUUUGGAUUUGGGGCUGUCUGAACUCGUCAUCUUGAGAUUAACCUUACCGCGACGAGUCGAUGAUGACGACUAGGUUUUCAAUCAUACACCUACAUUGAGGUGUUCGAUUUGACUAUUAUCAGUCUGAAUGGGCACUCGCUACAAAGGCAUUGUUGGCAAACAACAGCACAACAGGAUUUCUUUGUUUCCAUCUUUUAACGUCGUGCAUCUGAUAGGUUCUUGAAGACGAUUUUGCUUGUUCUCUUAAAUUUUGACAAACGGAGAAUCGAGCAUACAAAAUGGAGAGUCAAUACAAGGACAGAACAAACCUAUUAUCCAAAGAUAACCCCUCUCGAGUCUCUAUUCACAGACGUGCAGCAUUCCAUCGGCUACCAGUAAAUCACAAUCAAGCGAACUACAGUAGUAAGCCUACCACUUAAUAGCGGCAUAUCAUAUCAAAAGAAUUUGAGUUUGGCGUUCGCUUUAAAGAAGAACUAUCUCCCGAAUACACGAAGCUUGGCCUAGCUAAGAUUUAUGCUCUAAUCAAAGAGACUUUAGUUGCUGAAACUGGGCUUAAGCAUUUGACAGAAGCAGAGAUUGACCAGGAUUCUCCCGAUUUUUUCAACCCGAAUAAAGAUCCAAAUAAGAUAUACCAAGCAGACUUAUUCAAUACAUGGGCCCUUGGCUCGGAUUCCACUGUACAUUUUGAGGUGGAAGAAAAGGCAGACAGUUCUUCAAUGUUCGUCGAGCUUGAGUUGAUAACACCAGUCAUGAAAUUCGGUGCGAAAGCCUUGAAGGAUAUCCACAAAAUCCUAACUGCUCUCAAGAAGCAUUUCGAUGUUAUUGUCAACCACUCAUGUGGUCUUCACGUUCAUGUUGGCAACGGAAUUGAAGGAUUGUCUUUUCAACCGUUCCAAUACCUCAUGGCAACUAUUUGGAUUUUUGAGUCUCAGAUUCUCACCCUUCUUCGGAAGUCAAGGAACAAUGGUUUCCAUUGUAGAUCCCUACGUAAGCACUCCCAUCUUGGUGUUUUCGGAUUCGAAGGGAAUUUACUCGAUGUCCUUCUCGGUACAUCUGAGAUCAACGAAGUUGUGGCUAUGUUCAAUGGAUAUGACUAUUUCACCCGCAUGGGUUUCCAACUUCAAAAUCUUCUCCAACCUUUCGCGCAUCCCGUUAAGAGAACUAUAGAGUUCCGAGUACAUGAAGGAAGUAUGGAUUCAGAGACCGUCUUGAACUGGGUUAGUUUUGUUGUUGAGUUGGUGAGCUGGGCUCACAGGAUCAAACGUCAAGAUUUAAAAAUCUUUCUUUCGCAACACAUUGAUUCCAAAGAUUCGUCGAUAGAAGACCUCUUCAAGGAGAUUGGUUUCCCACAAUCAACCGUUGAAUUCUACAGAGUGAAAGUUGAAAAGUUACGACCUAUUGAGGAGAAGGAAGCUGAGAGAAAGAAGGCGACCAAAAAGAGAAAGGCUGAGGAGAAGAAGGCUAGAGAUGCAGCCAGGGCUGCAGGGAAAAUGAUUGACGACAGCAGCGACGGUGAUAGCACUAGCAGCAGUAGCAUGGAUACAUUAGAAUCGGGAUCAUUGGUUUUUUGAGGUGGAAGUGCGUCAAGAUGACGGGUUUCUCCCUAUCAUCCUAUGGCUUCACCCUUCUUAUUAAUUUCACAUUAACCAGUAAGCAAUUUCUCUUCUUCUGCUUCUAAUUUUAUAUCAUCAAUAAUUUCACCCAAACAACCUUCGCUUCUUUUCGCUUUCAAAUGAUCCUUUCUUUCUCGUGACGCAAAAAACUUUGCACUAAUAACAAGAUUCGUUAUUCUUCACAAAUAUCAUCCAAAUAGUAUCGCUAUCGUACAUAAAAAAUUAAAAAUUAACCUAAAAUCA
Botrytis cinerea B05.10 is the source of this 1965-nucleotide messenger RNA. RefSeq lists its product as hypothetical. The transcript has 2 exons. The coding region runs from base 826 to 1680 and encodes 284 amino acids. The record is from RefSeq and is a predicted model, not a curated record. NCBI's taxonomy places the organism in Eukaryota, Fungi, Ascomycota, Leotiomycetes, Helotiales, Sclerotiniaceae.